CUUCGAUCUCGCAUGACAUCGCCUCGUCCAUGACAAAUCCUCUGAAUUUCCGAUUACUUUCCCCGCUUGACCCGAGGCUGGAAGCUGGAAGCUGGAAGCCUUAUAGACCAACCAACGGUCGGCUAUGAAGCAUGACCAAAGGCAAUGGCUUGCGGCAGUACCGGGCGUGCGUCCGGUGCCGCUCUCGCAAGACGCGCUGUGAUCUACAGAGUCUCGGCGAACCAGGAAAACCCCCCUGUUCAAAGUGUGUCCGCGAAGGCGCUGAAUGCAUCCUGGCUGGCUCACGCCGAGGCGGUGACUUUUCCCACCUCCGUCGCGGGCAGCAGCAGAAAAAGAGACCCCGUCAAGAUACGACUCCCUCCACGUCCUCAACCGAUCACAUAUCACCGCGUCAAGCAAGAGCCGUAGAAGAACCCGUUCACGACAACCUCCAAAACCCAUAUGAUGCUUUGCUGAUACUCGCCCACACCGCUGGACAGUCUAGUGACAGCACCCAUCCCGAAGGAACUGCUGGCGCUUUCAACCGUCAGGGCCACAUAGACAAUAUCGAUGUUUCCAGCGGCUUACGCAUGACUUCUCCAACCAUUGGUCUAAGCGUCGCCAACAGCCACUCACUGGGACGAGAGUUGAGCCAAAUGAAUGUUACAAAAAUAACGGUUUAUCCGCCUAUUGAGAAUGGAAUAAUCGAUCCAGCGUUACUUAUCGAGCUGUUACAUCUAUAUGCAGAAAAAUACCACCCCUUCUGUCCCAUCGUCCCGGGGACAGUGUUGCGACCUGACCAGAUAUCGGGUACCAUAGAGAAUGAAUCAUUUCUCCUGACAUCGGUCCUGGUGGUUGCUUCGAAAGACCGGCGCGAUCUUGUAGAUCUCCACAAAUCCAUCUGGACCUACAUGCGGCAGCUCAUUCUCGAUGUUGUUUUGGGCAUGACCAGCAUCCGGAAUGUCGGCUGUGUUGAAGGUCUCUUGUUGCUUGGCGAGUGGACCCUGCUGAAUCAAGGCCACACAGACGAUGGUGGUGAAGGCGCUGCAUGGUCAAUUCUGGGUCUCGCCGUGAGGUUAGCGUACCUGUUGCGCCUCGAGGACAGCUCCUUCAAAGGAGGUGAUGGGGAAGUUGACGCCUCAAUACAACGGGAGCGACUUGCUUGGACUUUCACCUACCUUUCUGACCGUCAAAUAUCCAUCCGCAUGGGACAGGCUUUCUGGUGUCGAGGUCCGGCCUUGUCAGCACGAUUCACUGCCCACGAUUUUCCAGCAUUGCAACCCCGACAUUCAGAUGAUGAAGAUUUCGCUUCACUCAUCCAGGCUCAGGUGGAAUUGACAACCCUGUUUGGAAAUGCUCACGACAUUCUCUUUGCAUCAAGAUCUCGGACUGCUGAGAUUAUGAUGAGAGGAGACUACACGAAAUACGUCGACGACACAAGCAAGGCCAUGUAUGCAUGGAAACAUGCAUGGACUUCGUUAGCUGUGUCGCCUCAUUUGAAGAGUUGCUUGACCUUAAUGCAAGAGUAUCUUCGACUCUAUGUUAAUGCCUUUGCUUUUCAGGCUGUUAUUUAUCGGGCUUCCUCCAAGAGUAGUUCCAACUCGGACUCCAAUGACAAAGACAACCCUCAAACGGCCUUGGUCUUUCCAGACUCGACGAUGGCAAGCCCCGAUGCACGGAGUAUUUAUGAAGCCAUAAAUGCUGCCGAAACUCUAAUAACAAUCGUUGUCGAGGACAUUGACCCAGUAAAACAUCUGAGGUACAUGCCGGCGCGUUUCUACUUAUACGAAAUCCAUUCUUCAGUCUUCCUGUAUAAAGCUCAUGCAUCAGGUGCAAUUUCUUCUGGACAGUAUGCGCAAACUGCUUCGCUAAUGCAGCGAUUUACAUCAGCCCUCAAAUUGGCAGCCGUUGACGAAAAUCACAUCGCAUCAAGGUAUGCUAAGCUACUGGAUAGAUUGUGGUUUCGUAGACCAGAAACAACAUUGGCGGCGGCCGGACGCCCAGAAAACAUGAACCUCGAAAUUACCAAUCCUGGGAUGUCUGACUCGUUGUCUAUGCUCGGAUUGGACAUCAAUAGAACUCAGUUGACGGUAUUUGACGAUGUCGGCUUGCAACCAUUUGAUUGUACCGAUACUAUGGACGGUCUCUUUGCGAUACCGCCUGUAUUCCCUUGGGACCAGUGUGGCUUUCUGAAUACUGCAAUCUGAUUUUAGAACCGAUAGUCUAAGACUUCUUGUCAAUUUUGUC
This is a messenger RNA of Ilyonectria robusta, 2226 nucleotides long. RefSeq lists its product as uncharacterized. The record is from RefSeq and is a predicted model, not a curated record. The transcript is spliced from 5 exons. Gene Ontology annotation, cellular component: nucleus. Gene Ontology annotation, biological process: regulation of DNA-templated transcription; DNA-templated transcription. Lineage: Eukaryota; Fungi; Ascomycota; Sordariomycetes; Hypocreales; Nectriaceae. Gene Ontology annotation, molecular function: DNA binding; zinc ion binding; DNA-binding transcription factor activity, RNA polymerase II-specific. The coding region runs from base 132 to 2186 and encodes 684 amino acids.